Loxodonta africana (African savanna elephant) is the source of this 1439-nucleotide messenger RNA. Its product is annotated as olfactory receptor 2T27-like. The record is from RefSeq and is a predicted model, not a curated record. Gene Ontology annotation, cellular component: plasma membrane. The coding region runs from base 187 to 1137 and encodes 316 amino acids. Lineage: Eukaryota; Metazoa; Chordata; Mammalia; Proboscidea; Elephantidae. The transcript has a single exon. Gene Ontology annotation, molecular function: G protein-coupled receptor activity; olfactory receptor activity. Gene Ontology annotation, biological process: detection of chemical stimulus involved in sensory perception of smell; G protein-coupled receptor signaling pathway.
CCAAUCUACAUCUUUGUUAGAGAUUUUUUUCAUAAAGAGGCCAAGCCUUUUAUUCUAAACUAAGUAACAUUUAAAGAGGGAAAUAUAUCAGGCAAAGUUAGAGUGUCCUCGAUAUUACAGCCCUAAACUUAAAUCUCCUGCUUUCAGAUCCCAACCCUCCCUGGGUGCAUCCCUUCUGCAGGAAUAAUGGUCUGGGUGGGAAACCAGACUCUCAUUCCCCACUUCAUCCUCCUUGGCCUCUUCACUCACUCCCCGCUGCACUUCUUCUUCUUCUCCAUCAUCAUGGUCAUGUUUCUGGUGGCCCUGUCUGCCAAUGGGCUCAUGAUCUUCCUCAUCCACGUUGACUCCCGCCUCCACAGCCCCAUGUACUUCUUCCUCAGCUGGCUGUCCCUCAUGGAUCUCAUGCUCAUCUCCACCAUUGUGCCAUGGAUGGCUGUGGAUUUCCUCCUGGGUGGUGGCGCCAUCUCCUUCACAGGCUGUGGGCUCCAGAUCCUCUUCUUCCUCACCCUCCUGGGGGAUGAGUGCUUCCUGCUGGCCUUCAUGGCCUACGAUCGCUACGUGGCCAUCAGCAACCCACUGAGGUACUCGAUGGUCAUGAGCCGUCGUGUCUGCUGGAUCAUGGUAGCAGGCUCCUGGCUUUUUGGACUGGUAGACGGGCUGAUCCAGGCUGUCUUCACCCUCCGCUUCCCUUACUGCAGCUCCCAGGAGAUCGACCACUUCUUCUGCGAUGUUCCCACUGUGCUCAAGCUGGCCUGCACUAAUACUUCCCUUUAUGAGACCAUGAUCUAUGUCUGCUGCAUCCUCAUGCUUCUCCUACCCUUCUCUGUCAUCUCUACCUCCUACCUGCGGAUCCUGGUGGCUCUGCUCUGCAUGCGCUCUGCCGAAGGCCGGCAGAAGACCUUUGCUACCUGCUCCUCCCACAUGGCAGUGGUCUCCCUCUUCUACGGGGCUGCCAUGAUCACCUACAUGCGACCCCAGGCUUACCACUCCUCGAAGCAGGACAAGGUGGUUUCCGCCUUCUAUACCAUGAUCACCCCCAUGCUCAACCCUCUCAUAUACAGUCUGAGGAACAAGGAAGUAACUGGGGCUCUGAGGAAACUCCUGGGAAGGUGUUCCUUUGGGGAAGGACAGGGCUAGGUUGACACCAGCAGACAUGGGCUUCCUGACUUGGGAAUUUGGAUUAGCUAAUGGCAUCAUUUGAUACAGGAGAAAUGUAGCUUACUAAAAAUAAAAGGCAUACUCUGACCAAAGUUAAUCAGGAUUAGCACAUUGAUUCAAUCCUUCAGAUUCAUGCUGAGUGUAGGCAAUAAGUAAGAAAGGCUUGGGCCUAAGGCGUUACAAAAAGUGGAAGACACAGACAGAAAUGUUUAUCCCCACAGCUCCUGGGAGAGUCAGCAGGUGACAGCUCUCAGCAGCACCCCUCUCUAGGGGUUAACCGU